AUGAUGCCUGCCUUUACCACCAAUACAGUACCGGACAGUGCCGCAAAAACACUUCUGCUGGCACCACCGUCGAUAGCACGCCAUGAAGAACGACUCGCCGCUGCCGCCGCCGGCCAUGAGCGGGCCUCGCUCGAAAUUCAAAUGCUCGACCGCCUCGCCGCAGGUAUCGUCACACUGCCGCAGUCACGUUACAACUUGAUCCGCAUCCUGAGCGAUGCUGAGGGUUCGGACGUCGAGACAACGCGCCUCCUCGACCGGCCCCUAAUUCAUAUGCUCGCCGACGCACUCACCCCUCGCGGGCGCCUCGAAAGCCAAGAUAGUCGUCUCGUUAACGAUAUCAUGAGCCCCGUAUAUCGAGAGGCUAUUCUCGCCGGCCUCCUCCUCGAGGAUGGGCAGCUUGUGAAGCCUGAAUCUUCGGAAAGCGAGGCCGUACCUCUGAGAGUACUUGCCAGGCCCAAAGCAACUACGAGUCCAAGAAGCAAAACCCAGACGUUAGAAGGAGUCUUGAAGUUUGAUGAGACGACGUCGGCCAAUCACCAAGAGCCUCCACCGUAUCCCCUCGGUGUAGGAUUUGUGACGCCGGAUCAUGGUAUCGAUAAUGGCUCUCUAUCGAGCGAGGACGACGAGGAGCUUAUCGAUGAGGAUACUCUUCUUACCGAAGAGGAACUAAAGAGACCCGUCAAUAUUCCCGCCGCUUGUGCGCCGCGCGCCGGAAAAAGACGACGAGCCUGCAAAGACUGCACAUGUGGACUCGCGGCUAAGAUAGAGGCCGAGAACGCUGCGAGACGCGUGGCCGCCGAUGCUGAUCUGCGCACUCUUCAAUUUCGCUCUGAUGAGCUGGCCGAGAUUGAUUUCACAGUUCAGGGGAAGGUUGGAUCCUGCGGCAACUGUAGUUUGGGAGACGCUUUUCGAUGUGAAGGCUGUCCUUACAUUGGCAUGCCAGCUUUCAACCCAGGAGAUGAAGUGAGGUUACUCAAUGAUGAUAUUCAGUUAUGA
Blumeria graminis f. sp. triticale is the source of this 996-nucleotide messenger RNA. The record is from the annotation of a GenBank genome assembly. Lineage: Eukaryota; Fungi; Ascomycota; Leotiomycetes; Helotiales; Erysiphaceae.